UGCUGCUUCUCCACCACACACUUUCCCCAUUCCCCAUGAGCUGCGAGGAGAUGAGCCGCCGCCGCCGCCGCCUUCCACCAUCGCCGGCGGCCGCGCCGCCGCUGGAGGACGAGAACCUCCUCUCUGAGAUCCUCCUCCGCCUGCCCCCAGAUCCGUCCUCCCUCCCUCGCGCCUCCGUCGUCUCCAAGCGUUGGCGACGCCUCAUCUCCGACCCCGGCUUCUCCCGCCGCUUCCGCCUCCACCACCGCCGCAACCCUCCUCUCCUCGGAUCCUUCAGCCAUUUAUACUUCGUACCCACCAUGGAGGCCCCCAAUCGUGUCCCGGAUGGCCACUUCUGCUUGCAGGUCGACGAAGACGAGGUCACCGACCACUUCAUAUGCCUCGGGUGCCGCCAUGGCCUCGUGCUCAUCUUCCAUGUGAGGCGGCUCCAGGUCCUGGUGUGGGACCCCGUCACCGGCGAACUGCAUCGCGUUGCCGCUCCCCCGGGAUUCGAUGCGAAGGAGAGGCCGAUUAGCGGGGCGGUCCUUCGCGCUGCUGGAGACAUCCAACACUUCCAGGUGGUAUUGGUAACCACACAGACAGACGACCAACAGCAUACACGAGCGAUGGCCAAGGUUUACUCGUCGGGGAGUGGCAACUGGGGUGAUAUCUUCUCAACACUGCUUCCAUCCCAGGCUUCUAGGCACGAAAUUCCCACCAUGAUCGGUAUAGAAUUUCCUGCUGUCCUAGUUGGGCAUUCCCUUUACUGGUUGCUUACUGACAGUCGGGAUGGCAUCCUCAAGUUUGAUUUGGAUAGGCAGAGCUUAAGUGUGAUACAUGUGCCAGUGAAUAUCUAUGCUCAUGGUAAUUGGCAGUUCACGGUUAUGCGGGCGGAGGGCGGUGGGCUUGGUGGCCUCUUUCUGUCAAAAUUCACUGCCCAAUUAUGGAAGUGGAAGACCGGUUCUGAUGGUGUUGCGUCAUGGGUGCUGGGAAAAACCAUUGAACUAGACAAGCUCCUUUCCAUUAGUUCAAAGAAGAGAGAGCCUCCAAUGAUACUAGGGUUUGCUGAGGACAAUAAUGUGGUGUUCCUGUGGACAGAUUUGGACGUGUUCAUGAUCCAGCUUCAGUCAUUGCAGUUCAAGAACCUUGGCGAAACUAACAUCUUGUCUCGCUAUCAUCCACUUGAAAGUGUGUAUGCUGCAGGCAUGGGCAUUGGUGGUGGACGUGGUGGAGCUGAACUUCUGCCCAAUACAUAAGAUGAUUGGUCCGAUAGAUAUGCUAUCGUGAUGCAUUUGAUUGAGCAGGUAUCUAGAGUUGUGUUCUGGUGGCUGAGAUGGUGAGAUGGCUACUUCGGUUCCAUUUCUUCGUACACUCAACCUGGAAAUUGACCCUCUAUCUAGCAUGCACCGGUGAACUGCGAAGUUGACUAAGUUGGAAUAAAUCACAUGAUUUGCUAUCUUCAUUCUAUUAUCCAAUUUCUGUUCACAACUUGUCAACCGGCAUGAAGGUGUUCGAUGAAUCAGUACGUUGUGGUUCAUCUCCUUUAUUGUCGCACGUUAAUGCAAGCCCGUUUGUCGGUU
Molecule: messenger RNA, 1559 nt
Organism: Triticum aestivum (bread wheat)
Lineage: Eukaryota; Viridiplantae; Streptophyta; Magnoliopsida; Poales; Poaceae
Exons: 3
Coding region: 36-1235 (399 amino acids)
Molecular function (GO): protein binding
Source: RefSeq, a predicted model, not a curated record